This is a messenger RNA of Lodderomyces orthopsilosis Co 90-125, 309 nucleotides long. RefSeq lists its product as uncharacterized. NCBI's taxonomy places the organism in Eukaryota, Fungi, Ascomycota, Pichiomycetes, Serinales, Debaryomycetaceae. The coding region runs from base 1 to 309 and encodes 102 amino acids. The transcript has a single exon. The record is from RefSeq and is a predicted model, not a curated record.
AUGGUACAAAUAAUUUUAUACAAACCUAUCCUUGUCGCAUGCGCAAAAUUCAAUUGCAUGAGAAUGUAUCCUUCUAAGGCAAACUAUCACUUCUCUCGUUCACAGAAAACAAUGGAGAUUCAUGUUCAGGAGUCAGGUAAUCUACCACUUACAAGAGAUGCCUACAACAGGGCCAACCGCAUAACCAUCGAAAAUUGUGAUAUCAAACCACUGCAAAAUGGUGAGCAACUAAAGCCACUACUCCAUUACGCAAUCAACACCCUUUACAUAAAUUGGAAAAAAGAUACAAAAAAUACUACCCCUACAUAG